CAAAAGAAAAUUGUAGGUGGAAAAACAAAGAGAUACUUGAGCUUUACCUCUGACAUUGAGGAUACUAGGUCAUGGCCAUGGAGUGGAAAACAUAAUGAAGAAAAUGAAGGUAUGAAACCAGAAACUAGAAUAAAAUCAGCAGCAUAGUUUAUCAUUCAGAAUUGUACACCUGACAUUUGACUUGAAAUGUGACACUUGACAAAUGAAUUUGUCUAUUUAGCAAUAAUCAUUAACAGAAUUUACAGCAUAAACAUUAUCUUAUCAUAAGUAAACCUAUGCCAGUUUCCGUAUGGCUCAUUGACAGUUGUUUGCUGUUCAGAACUUGUUAUUCCACUAAAACUACUUGUCAAGAUCAAAGUUAAACUCAGUCAAUGGUUGGGAAAUAUUUUAGCUGUCCCUUUAUUGACUCUCCAUUAAACUCAAACCAUUGAAAUUCAUCCACAUUUUCUUCCUUGAUGAACAUUAAAAUGAAGUGAGUGCCAAGUUCAGCUGAAACCGAAUCUCUCUGACCCAUUAGUUAUUAAUAGCUGCUUGUUUAUGCAGUGGGGAAAGUUAAGUCACAGAGAAAAGGGGAUUGUAGGAGGACAGAAAUCUUUGUGAAGGCAGAAAAACUAGAUGAAUAUGAGAGAAAAGUAUAUUCAUCAAGACAAUAUUUUUUUCUGGAUGUCCUCAGUAUUUAUAAAUGCCACCGAAAGACCACUAUAGGCAGUAGUUCAAAGAGACAGUUAAGCCUAUAGCCACAGACAUGGAGUUUACCCGCCAUUACCUGCCAAUGGAAUGGGAAGAGCGAUGGAGGAGAGAGAAGGAGAGGAGGAAAAGAGUGAUUGAAGAAGGUGGGGAAGAUGGAAUAGAACAGGACAACCGCGAGCUGAGGAGGAUCAUAGCUUACAAUGACUCCAGGAUGGGGUUGACAAGUGGGAGGGGUAAGAAAGGAGGGUCAGAGGUCAGGAUGAGUGGUAGUAGUCAGGAAGGAAUUGGGGAGCAUAUGAGCGAGGAGGCAUUUGGGGAUGAAGGACUUGGUGAUGAUGUCCACACAUACCGCAGCACAACCUAUCCUCAAGAGCUAUUCGUUGCCCUGAAGGAAUUCUGGGAUUCAUCUCUUCUCACAGACCUGACUCUGGCCACUGAUAACGGUAACACCUUUGACGUGCACUUCCCUAUCCUUGCUGCUGUCAGCUCAUUUGUUCGAGAGAGGCUAAGGAAUGAAAGUGGAGAACAAUCAGAUAAUGUUAACAAUGUUGAAGUCCAAAGGCGGUCAGUGUCUCUGUCUCCUGAGGUUGAUCAUGUUGGGCUACAGGCAGUUUUGGAGUUUGCCUACACUGGAGCUAUAUUGUCUUCGAACAAAGACAGCAUGGCUUCGAUUAUGGCUGCAGCUCAAGCACUGGGCAUCCCUAGAGUACUGGAUCUCUGCAACAAAGAGAAGACCAUAAAAGAAGAUGGAAGUCCUAAGAAGGAAGAGCGAAAGAUAUUUGCCCUAGAAGAGAUGAAGAUUACUCUUCAGUCCAUUAAACAGUUGUGGGCAGACCGCGUGUGGUGUGAUGUGAUUUUAGAUGUGGACGGGGCUUUAUUUCAUGUCCACAGAGUUAUUCUGGCGGCAAGCAGUGACUACUUCCGUGGCAUGUUCACCUGCGGGAUGAGGGAAUCCUAUCAGACCUGUGUUGCCCUUCCCUUCCUGUUAGCUUCUGAGUUAGAGCCUCUAAUUAGUUUCUCCUACAGUGGGACCCUUCCACUCAGCUGGGACUGUGUCUUCGAGAUCACGUGCAUGGCCCUCCAGCUUCAGUUCCAGCCUGCCCUCUCGCUUUGCCUUGACUUCAUGCGAAAGGAAAUGGAGGCAAGCUCCUGCCUGGAUGUGGCAUCUUUUGCUGAAGCCUACGAGAUGCCAGACUUGCUCGAGGAAGCCAAUGACUUUGUUGUGAAGAACUUCUGGGAGGUGUCGGCCACGUCAAAGUUUCAGGACCUUCCAGCAGAGAAGCUUCUAGACAUCAUCCGCUGUGAUGGUCUGUGCGUCCCCUCAGAGUUGGCUGUAUUUCGAGCUGUAAUCUCCUGGGUUGAGGCUGAUCCCGAGGAAAGAUUGGGCCAGGCUGGCGUACUGAUGACUGGAGUCCGCUUCCCUCUCAUGACUUUUCGAGAGUUCAGGGAGGUAAGGGCCAUUAACCUGCGCUUGGAGUGCUUCGGAAACAAGAAGGUGGAACUCUAUAGUUCAGCACUCAAAGAAUUUGCUUUCAGCCUUCCAAAUACCCAGGAUCAGUGCCGAGUCCGACAUCCCAAAGAUGCUCUCAUUCUGGUCGGGGGAGACCAGCUGAACCCAGAUGUUGGUCUGCGCAUACCAAGCAGGGAACUGUGGUUUGCAAACUCCCUACGCAGUGGUACAGGGUUGAUGAAGGAGAUGGAGUGGAGGAGGCUGGGUGAGAUGCCAGACAAGCCAAAGUUCAGGCAUGGAGUAGCAGCAAUGAUGGGAAGAUUGUAUGUGGUUGGAGGAUGUUACUUUUAUGCUAAGGAUGACGUGAUGAAAUCGACCUACAGUUAUGACCCUGCACAGGACAGCUGGAAGAGGCUGGCUGACAUGCAGGAGUUCAGAAGCAAUUUCUCAGUGGUGCUACACGAAGAUCGUCUUUACGCCAUUGGUGGAGAUAAGGAGAUCAACACCAACUUAAACAGCGUCGAGAUGUACAACCCAGACACUGACUCCUGGAGCUUUGUCCAGCCCUUGGACCAGGCUCUGAGCGGCCAUGCUGUCACUGUCAUAGAUGGAGGAAUCUUCAUUUCUGGAGGUUUCAACUGUAAGUAUGAAUGUCUGGUUUCCAUGUACCUGUACCACCCAGAGAGAGGAACCACCUACCUGGCAGACAUGACUCACGACCGGGCCCAGCAUUGCAUGGAGCCCCUGCGAGGCCAUCUUUACGUCGCUGGUGGUGUGUGUAACCUGAGAAAGUUUUACACUGACCAACAAGCCUGUGAGGUAUAUGAUCCUGUGGCCGAUUCCUGGACUGCUUUUGCAUCCCUGUCUGUGCCCCAUGUAAGUGCAGCCUCAGCCGUCCUGGAGGGGAAGAUCUAUGUACUGGGAGGAUACUGCCAGGACGAUUACAGUGAGUCUGGACUGGUCCACCGGUUUGAUCCCAGCACACAGCGAUGGGAGAACAUGGGCAAGCUGCCUGGGGCUGUUACUGACAUACGGGCCUGUCUGCUCCGAUUGCCCAAAAAGUUUAGAUUUUAGUAACUGGCUGGUUAAGAUGAUUGUUUUUUUAGAAACUGACAGGCAUGUUUUGCUGUGAUGUAGUCCUAAAAUUCAAUUAGUUAAUGUGGUUCAGCUAAAAAAAAUCCUGUUGUUUUGUCAGAGAUGUGGUAUAAGCAUAGAAACUUUAAAUCCAGAAUGACUCUGUUUUAAACAUGUAAUAUAAUAUACCAAAGAGUAGGAUCAAAUAUAAAAUCCCAUACUAGUUGCUAUGUAUUGAUAAUUUAGUUAUUUAUUAAUAAAAUGUCAUGAUAUAAAUUUUGCAUGUGAAACCUUAAGUCAACUAAAAAUGUCUGAAAUUAUCUGAGUUUUAUGGACCUUAGUCAGUGAUGAUAUGUCCUCAUUUUACUAGUUUUACGUGAGUCAUUUCAAGCCAAUUCCUGAUGAUUUCCUAAACCUAAGUCAUUUUUUUGUUUAACCUUAACUGAAUCCGUUUCACAACAUUAACUACGUCUUUGAAACUUGCGACUGUUAUGUUACAUAGAACGGCCACGUGAUUAAAACAGUCACUGUGGUCACAUGUUACGGUCAUGACUUAAAAACGUCCACUGUGCGGCAGUAAAUGGAACGGGCAUGUAGGUCAGUUUGGCAAUCAACCUAUUCUGUCAUUUAGGUAUGUGUUGGACGUCAAAAAGAACAUAAACAUGCAUUUUUCAUCCUGCUAUCAGUCACUUGCUUUUUUGUUUCAUCAUUUGCUUCUUGAAGCUCAAGCAAUGCCAAACUCUGAAGUCUUCAAACUAAAUUAUAUGAUAAUUUGCAAGAUUUAUAGCACGUUGGAAUAUUAAUAACCGACUACUUUAACAGAAGUCCUUUACUAUCCAUAGUUUAUGUGAUAUCUAUUGAUACAUAUGUCACAUUCUCUAUUGAUAUUUUACUGGCAAACACUCACAAAAUCCUCCCAGUAGGCCUGUUGUGACACAACUAGAUUUGGGUGCCCUGAGGGCCUCAACACUGCUUACUCACUUACAUCUGAGGACCCCUCUCAGUGAAGAGAGCAGGUAUAUAACCAUGGAGCAAAAACCACCUUGCGCAAACUGCGAUGAAAAUAUCCAAGAGACCUACAGAUUUAAAGAUCGAGGAAAUGGAGUUCAGUGCUUUGCUUCUGCUGACCCUCCUGGGACUCGUGUUUGUGGAGCCAGGGUUUGGACAGAGAGGUGACAUGGAUAUUACUGAGUGGAUGACAGAUGAAGGUAAAUUAAUAAAGAACUUGGAGGACAAACUGAAACAUGUAGAAAGACGGCAGAGUGAUGUUGAAGCUCUGGAGGCCAAUCUCAACGCGACUGUAGACGAGCCGACGAGACAGAAAGCUGAAGUGGACUGACUGAAGAAAGAAAACAAAGGUACAAGUUCAUGAUGAUGAAUUAUUAUCACAUAUAUUCACAUCCAAUUGUGAGUAAUUUGUUCUUUGUCAUUACUUUUAUUUUUUUAAAGGCCUGAAAACAAGACUGGAUUCCACAGAGGAGGAGAUGAAAAAGCUGAAAUAGAGUAGUGGUAUGAUCAAACUUACAGUGUUAAAUUUUCUGUUACCUCUGUAUUUUAUAGAUACUGACAUAAAGACACAUUACUCAGAAUGUUUGGAUGGAUUUGCUUCUUCAUAUUAACAUUUCCAUGUACUGUAACUGUCCACAGGUGCUCCCCAGAUUGCGUCUGGGGAGUCAGUCUCUUUGGCAAACUCUAGGGAGAUUUACGGAGGACCCUUCACCGACAAGGCCCUGAUUUUCAAAAGGGUCUUCUCAAACACUGGCAAUGGUUAUGACCAAAAUACUGGUACUGUAUACAGUACUGUGCACCAUGUAUGUGUGCAUGUGCUUGUAGAUAGUUAAAUAGAAUAAUAAACAUAUACAGUAUUUUAAACAUAUUUCUAAAGGG
Messenger RNA from Perca flavescens (yellow perch), 5101 nucleotides. RefSeq names its product kelch-like protein 33. NCBI's taxonomy places the organism in Eukaryota, Metazoa, Chordata, Actinopteri, Perciformes, Percidae. The transcript has 4 exons. Gene Ontology annotation, molecular function: protein binding. Bases 746 to 3214 code for a protein of 822 amino acids. The record is from RefSeq and is a predicted model, not a curated record.